AUAACUCGGAAAAAGACUCCACCUAUGGUCUUAGACAACCGUAGAUAAACUUUUUGGACAGUGCUCGUAGUAGACUCAUUGCGGUAAGAUCAAGAAAAAGAUAUAGAAAACUCUCGCGCUUAUUUGUUAAAUAACGUUUAUUGCAAACUCUUUUGCGCAGUGUUUAAUAUUUUGCGAUGGCUACAAUAAUGCAGUUGCCUCACGAAGUAAUUGUUCACAUUUUGCAAAAUGAGAGCAUCAGCGCCGUGGAUUUAAUAAGAUUUGGCUCCACGUGCACAAGAUUGCAACAAGUGAUACAUGACAACAAAUUGUGUGAGAGGAAAUAUUAUCAGAGCUGUCCUACCGCGGAAAAAAAGUAUAAUAGAGAAAAACAGAAGAAAAUAUUUCACCAUAUCAAAUUCAAAGAAAGACUAGAAACAGGAUUAUAUCAUAUUCAAAAGUUACAAUAUUAUGCGAUUAUGAUAUCGCAAAAUAAGUUAUGUAAUACUGACAAAGAACAAUUGGAACGUCUUCUGCGUUCAAUUACUGAAGAUUCCACAAUGUAUUAUUUUGUGUGGGAUGCGAUAAACAGAAUUUCUGCACAAACAUCAUGCAAACUGUUUUCCAAUUUGACAAGUGAAUAUUAUUUUAAGCUAAUUUUUCACUGUCUAAAAGAGUAUCGAUUUGUAUAUAAGCAAAUGAAAUUUAUAAAUAUGCCAAAAACAAAGCAGCUUUUGGAAAAACAACUUACAAUCGUGGCGCAAUAUUUUCAGCCACAUGUGUCUUAUUCGGCCGUGAAAACGUGGUUAGAUGGAAUAGUGCAGACAGUACUAUUUCGUCUGAAAAAUAAAUAUUUAGCUCAUUCAAUUUGUUCUACGACUUUAGAGCAAUUUUCUUUUUGGAGAGAUAACAAUAUUGACGACAAUUUUUGGAAUGAAACGGAAUCAAAGCAAAUUAUGUGUGUUCUCGACAAAUAUAUAUUUUCCGAGUUAGAGAUUCAUAAAUUGCAUCAAUUAUUAAAGACAUCAGAUCUCGAAGCAAAAUAUAUAAAAUAUAUUGCAGAAUGUUUUCGACAACAUCUAUUGACUGUCACGUAUCACAUCGUAGCUAGAAGACUUGGCAUACAUAGCAUUCUGGGAUUAGAUGGAAGAAAUAUUGCAGUCAUAUGGAAACCAAAAUAUACAAACGGUUAUAUAAAGUAUGGAGAUAACGUAGAGUACUUUUAUAUGAGCAAGAGCUCAAAUUUAUUGUAUCCCUCAAACGUUAUCAGAGGGAGAAGAAAUAUCGGGACUGGAAAUUUACUUUUAUUUCAUCCGAGGUCAUUAAGCAAUAAUAUUUGGAUGACACUAGAAAUAAUGCAAAGUUUUAAUCGAGAAUUAAGAUGUAGUCAUAACAUAUAUUACGAGUGGAAUUUCUGCAUCCUCUUAGAAUUCCUAGUUACAUGCAUCUCAUUUGAUGUUGAGAGGAUAAAUAUUGCAUAUGAAUACGAAUAUAUUACAAAUAAAAUAGAAGUUACAUCUAAGACAGUAAAGAAACGAUUAAAAAAAAGAUCAAAAAGUGUUAAAUUUGCCGUUGGAAUGAUCGUAACGCAUCAUGAUGAUUAUCAUAACGGUAAUGAUCAUAAUAAUCAUGACGGCGUAAUAAUGGGAUGGCAUCAUGAAUGUGAAUCAGAAUUGUUCUUGAUCAAUUUGAACACGUCUAAUAAGUGCCCAUAUCUAGGUAAAUACGGCCAACAUAAUUAUCACAUCUGCACAUGUGAAGAAAGUGAAGAAAGUGAAGAAAGUGAAGAAAGUGAAGAAUUUUCAUCUAGAGCCCGUCAACCACACUACAUCGUUCUCAUCGAGAAUAAUAGCCUAUGUUAUGUGCAACAAGAUCAAUUAUCGAUAAUUCCACCUAAAAAAAUCGAUAACAUAGAAAUUGGAAAAUACUUCUCUAGAUUCGAAGGCACUUAUUACGUACCGAAUAAAAGCUUAAGAAAACGUUAUCCGGAUGAUACCGCUGCAAUAGCCAAAAUACUUGCUAAGUAAUUUUUAUUAUCUUAAAAUCUACAACUUGUUAUAUAUAGAAUGUUUUAGUCCCGCAACGGUCAAAUAUCUCUAAAAUAAAACAUUUUUGAAAAAAAUGUUUCAAAUAAAAGUUGUAGGAUUUUAACAUGCGCAUUAAGUAGCAAUAUUAAUGUGACUUUAAAUAGCAUUGUUAGAUUACGUAAAAAACACUUUGAAAUUUUAAAAUAAAAACCCCCAUUUUUGAUUGCAUAUUCUUGUAGUUUAUCUGAAGAGCUUUUCAAAACGCUAUAAUAAAGUAUUUUUUCAUUAGGUAUUUUCCGAGUUAUAAAGCUUGAAAAGUAUAGUAGUACCGCUAGUAUUAUCCAAAAGUGAUUUUUACAUGACUUUAACAAUGCUAUUUAAAGUCACAUUAACAUUGCUACUUAAAACUACUGCGCCACUUAAAACUGCAACUUUUAUUUGUAACAUUUUUCUCAAAAAUGUUUUAUCUUCGAGAUUUCGAGAGUUGUUUUUCAUAACACUUUUUGCAAAAAUAUAUUUCUCAAUUUAGCUCUCAUUAUGAAAGAUUUAUAUAUGUAUAUAG
Messenger RNA from Formica exsecta, 2568 nucleotides. RefSeq names its product F-box only protein 21-like. Gene Ontology annotation, molecular function: DNA binding; protein binding. The record is from RefSeq and is a predicted model, not a curated record. Bases 177 to 2006 code for a protein of 609 amino acids. NCBI's taxonomy places the organism in Eukaryota, Metazoa, Arthropoda, Insecta, Hymenoptera, Formicidae. The transcript has 8 exons.